UUUGUUUGCUUGCUUGCUUGGUUGGUUUUAUUUUGCUAUUUUACCAGCCAAUUGCCUUCUAAAGCGUCAAAUAUGAGUCAUUGUAAGCAUUUCCUUCAGGGCAGAAAGGGUAGUUUGCAUAUACAUGUACACAGAGGAAAAAAGCAGUUCCUAAAAUGUUUUGAGUGUUUCUUUUUUUUUCAGUCACUUCAGAGACAGGACUGAUGGUUCUCGCUCCCUGACACACCAAAAUAACUGUUUUGCUGGGAAUGCCUCCACUCCUGAUUAAUAGCAGUUCACAUGAACAGGCUGCUGUACAUUAUGCACCAGAAACCAUUGGCUCCCUUGCUAUCUUCAUCCUCGUUUUCAUCAUAGGUAUUCCAGGCAAUGGGUUGGUUAUCUGGGUUGCUGGUCUGAAAAUGAAAAGGUCUGUGAACAUUGUCUGGUUCCUAAACCUUGCUGUGGCUGACUUCGUGUGCUGCUUAUCUUUGCCAUUCUACAUUGUUCACUUGUUCCUCCACGAACACUGGCCAUAUGGUUGGUUCCUCUGCAAAAUCAUUCCAUCGAUCAUAAUCUUCACCAUGUUUGCUAGUGUUUUUCUGCUCAUGGCAAUCAGCAUUGACCGGUGCCUCCUUGUGAUGAAACCUGUCUGGUGUCAAAAUCAUCGAACGGUGAAAUUUGUAUCACUAGUAUGCAGUGGCAUAUGGAUCCUGGCCCUCAUUUUCUGUUGUCCUGUCUUUCACUACCGUGAGAUCGUCAACAAAGAUGGCAAAACUGAGUGUGGGUACAAUUUUGGAGAUAAUGAAAUGCUAGAUUAUAUGGAUGACAUUGAUCCUAUAACUAAGUUAUUGGAAGAAAACUCACCUUUAGUACCGACUAUCAUGUAUGCUAGCACCAUCUUCACUCAUCAGCCUGCUGACAAUUAUCCAGAUUUCCAGGCAAAGAGUAUAACCACCAACAAAGACGCAACCACAGCAGCUCACCUUUUUUAUGCCUCUGUAGAUAUGCACUCCCUAUUAACUUCCACUGCCUAUCCUGACAUCAGGCUAUUGGAAUCUGGUAGUGAUCUACCUAAUACUAACUUGUCUGUACCAUCCGAUGCUGACCUCCAUUUAAAUCUACUUCACCUUCCUGAUGUUUUGCUUGAUUUUGACAGUGACUACAGUGGUAAUGACUCACUGGGAAAUUUUGAUGUGGAUCAUUAUCCUGUACCCUUCGCCUUAAUGAUAAUAACUAGGGCUGUCUUCGGCUUCAUGCUCCCCUUUGUCGUAAUGACAGUUUGCUAUGCUCUUAUUGCUUUCAGAAUGCGUGCAAGUCAGUUUCAUAAGCCACAAGGCAAGAUGCUGCGAACAAUCACGCUUGUGGUAGCUGCAUUCUUCAUCUGUUGGGUUCCAUUCCAUGUAGUUGGGAUUCUGUUCCUUGUAGCUACUCCUGGAACAGGACUGAAGUUACUGAUCCUCUGGGAUCACAUCUCUACAGCACUUGCAUAUGGUAACAGCUGCAUAAACCCUCUGCUCUAUGUUUUUGUGGGUCGGGACUUCAGGGCAAAGGCACAGCAAACAGUGCAAGGAGUGCUGGAAGGAGCCUUUACUGAUGAACCAACACACUCAACCCCUUUCUCCUUUGCCAAAAGCAAGACUUCAACGGACAAGGAUGUUAGCAGCACAGUCUAAUGCAGGACUUCACCAAUGCAGAAAGAAAGAGCUCUGUACAUCAAUUCUCUGCUUUUUUUUUUUUUGCUCCAACACAUCUGAUCAAUCAACACACCUGCACACAGGGCACUGAGAUGGUUCAGAUCGCAUCAGCAAAUGCCCUUUACGUCUUGCGAUAAAGAGAGUGGAAACUGGAAAUAUCAAGAGUAAUAAUCUUUGACAGAUUACUCUGGUGAAACAGGAGACCCAGAGUACUUUAAAGUUUAAAGCAGGCUUGGUGAACGAUUUGUGGUGUGAUCAUGUAGUUUAACUUCUGAAUUGCUAGAUAAGGAACUUAUCAGUUAUUUGCAUAUGUCUACUAUAGAUGUUCUGCAUCUCCUGUCUCUGAUAAAAUGCAGAUGAAAUCAA
Molecule: messenger RNA, 2039 nt
Organism: Cygnus olor (mute swan)
Lineage: Eukaryota; Metazoa; Chordata; Aves; Anseriformes; Anatidae
Gene: C3AR1
Product: complement C3a receptor 1
Exons: 2
Coding region: 249-1652 (467 amino acids)
Biological process (GO): inflammatory response; phospholipase C-activating G protein-coupled receptor signaling pathway; chemotaxis
Cellular component (GO): plasma membrane
Molecular function (GO): G protein-coupled receptor activity; complement component C3a receptor activity; complement component C5a receptor activity
Source: RefSeq, a predicted model, not a curated record